ACAGUGGGUAAGGCAAAAUUUCUCACCCGCAAGUAAAUGUAGCAACUAGUUCUCCAUUUCUACAUCUUGGUGACACUUUUGCCAUGAAAGUGACAGCCCCCAACUUAGCAUUAACAUUAACUCAAGCUGUCAAUAGGGAGGGAACGAACCUUGUUGGGACCCGAUCCUGCUCUGCUGUAUAGGGAGAUGGAGACAUUGCUCUUGGAAGAUUUGUAUGGAAAUCCCCAUCGGCUUUCCCUCUGUGGAAAGAUAAUCUUAUUUUACUACAAACCAGCUUCAGGCACAAAUGACGGCGAAAGAAGCGAGUUAAUAUUCUGCAGCCUUUCAUUUGAACGGGAAGACAACGCGUUCCUGAAGGCAGCGCAUGGAGAAGCCGUCAUCAGCAGGAAAACAUCAGCUCAUGUGGAUAUUGUAAAAUGUAAAUGUGCCAUAGACGUUCAGAGGAGAGUCACCACGCCGUGUGUUUUGGUGACACAGAAGAGUGAGAAGGGAGAGAGCUUCCAGUAUAGUCUGUUCACACUGAGCAGCUCAAAUCGACUGGAGCGCUGCAUUGAGUUUAAACUCCCUUAUCGAAUCAGGGAGACUGUGUCAAUCCUCCAGGGCCCCACAGUGUUGUGGAGUCAUGCUGGUAAUGUCUUCUAUACUUCUUUGCAGGCAGGAGAGGUGAGACAGAUACCCAUUCAGUUGUCCCACAAUGUUUUUGGACAACUUCCACUCCGCAAAGGACAGGUAUUUGUUCUUGGUCUGCAAAAUGAAAACAGUCUGUCCACAAGCCAAACCAUGGGCUGUUUUGUUGAGAGUGGACAUGCGUUUGAUGGCACUAUGAUUCUACCUCAUCCCUACAUUUGCAUCACACGGUGCAUCUUGGUGCUCUCAGCUGACAGAGUGAAUGGUACACUGAAAUGUGCUGUGGUUGCAGCGACUUCCAAUCAGCAACUCAUUUAUUUUGAGAACGGAAUCAUAAAAGACACAUGUCAGCUCCCCUUUGAGCAACCUGAAGAUAUUCAGGUGGUCAACGCUGGAAGGAAUGGCUGCCUGUUUGUCAUAUCCUUUCACCAGGGACAUGUUUGCGCUAUAUGGAAGGAAACAUUUGAGAUAGCCUCCCACUGGUCAGGUGUCAGCUCCGUUCAUGUGGAUGACUUCCUGGGAUGUGGAACAGACCAGAUGCUAUUGGUUUUUAAGGAUGAAGGUGUAAUGGGGCAGCCACUGGAAAAUUUCCUCAUCACCGACCUCUGUGGUAUUUCAUAUUCUAAUGGACAGGACACGGCAGAACCGAAGCGAUCUCCUCCUCCUCCAGAAAACUAUCUUCUAACUCUUCAAGCCUUAGAGUCCAGACUACAGAGUGGACUGACCGUGCUUCAGGAGCUUCAGAGAGAAGUGAGAGUGAAGGAAAGAGUUGUUCAGCAGUCGGUCCAAGCCCUUACUGACGCGGUCUCAGGAAGGCAACCUAUUCCCACACAGACUGAGCAGGAAGGCCUCAUUGCUCUGUGGGACUCUGACGAUGAGUCAAAGGAUGAGGCCUUGGAUGACAAGACGCAAGACAUGCCAGCAGUGUCUUCAAAACCUCAAGUUGACAAGCUGUGGCAUCGCAUUGCACAGGACCGAAUGGUUGUGGGAGUGAUACUGACGACUGACAGCUCUGAACCAGUGGCCAGUGUGAGCUUAUCCAUCCUGACAGAGACGGGCCAGAGCUCAACGCCUGCAGUCAUCCAGACCCAGAGCCAAGUGUUAUGGCUCCCCACAUCCUGCUCCUCAUCAUCAUCCUCCUCCUCCCGCUCUGCCUCCAUGUUCCCAGAACCUGCAGCCAAAAGAAGCAAGCAGGACAACGCCGGCAGACCCAAUGAUCUCAACACAUGCAGACUGGCUGUGACUGCUGUGACCAGGCUGACUCCUCUGUUGAACUCUGGCUGUGUCAAGUGCCGUGUCAUGCUCCAUUACGUCCAGAGACAAGAUGCUUUUUCCCUCGUGAGCAACCCAAUGCCGGUUGUCCUGCAUUGUGGUCAAGUUGCUGUAGACAUCCACAGUGAUUUCCAAACCCAGUUGCUGAAAAACCCAGAACUCAAAACAGAUGAGGUGAAAGAGGACUUGCUGAGUUUGUUGGCAGUGCUUGAUCGCUGGGUCUUCCACAUAGAUUCUCCUGAUCACAGCUUAGGUGAUAUAGAUGGAUGGAUUCAGAAAAGAGUGGGUUGUAAGAGGAUAGAAGUGAGUCCUCAGUAUCUACUGUUAAAUUCUUCUGGACCAUCUGCUCUGAUGCUGCUGCACUGGCAUCAGAUAACUCCUUUCCAGGGGGAACUGUCAGUCCACUCCAGCCAGUUACAUAUGCUUCAGUUCCUGGACUCUCUCUUGGCUUAUCUCCCUGUGUCCUGCACCAUCCAGCCUGUUGAAGGUACAAGAGGACAGGGUGCAGCUCAGAUAUUUUCUUUGGCAUUGGAAAAAGAGGUGGUGUCACUCAGAGAUUGUGUGUCGUUGCUUCUUUGUGAAAAAGAAGAGGAUGAGAAGCGGAGGAACCUUGGACACGAUGAGACCCCUGAUCCAGGUUCAGUGGAGGGGCUACAGAGGUGUAGAGAGGCGUGGCAGCAGGACAUGGAGAGGAGUAGGAUGAGGUUGAGCCCCCUGGUGGAUGUGGGGAGGUAUCGUAAGCUGACCCAAAGCAUGUCCAAAGUCCAGCUCGAUGGGGAUUUGGCAGCUCUCUUAGAAAUACAGAGAACUCCGCUCCACUAAUAUGCUGUAAACAUGGUCAUUUUUGAAAAUCCCAUUGCUAGGUUUGCAUUUUACUCCAUCAAGCAGUAAGUACUAAUGGGGGGGAAAACAAGUCUUUAAUAGUGCAUCAUGUCAAGUGUAAUAACUGAAAAAAGACAGUUCAUCAUAUAUGCUCUGCACGUGUAUUAAGAAUUACCGCCGUUGCUGGCUUGGCUAUGUUCUGAACUCAGACAGCUUCUCCGGGUUCAUAUCUUUCGAGUGUCUGUCGCUCUGUAGAGCCACGGCCUAUUUCCACUGGAUCACUUCCUGGGUUUCACAACCUUAAUCUGAUCCUGAUGCGAUGCUGCGUCUCUGCUCAGCUUAUUCUUCUGUUCAUGUCCCUUUAGACCCUCUGUGUUCAGCAAUGCUCUUUUGCAUUUGUUUGUUGCUGCUGUGUGCUAUUCAGUAGGAGACAUCUACUGAAUAGCACACAGCUACUACUUUCAUCCUUGAUUGAGAAACUUUUUGUUACGGGUAACGACAACAUAGGACAGCGGAGCAAGGGGUUAUACAUACGCUCACUGGCUGUAGUUGACUGAAAGCUUUUAGUGGUAUUUCUUUUCAUGGUUCAGUUAUUUUCCUGUGAAAUGAUGUAAAGAAAACUUUGGAUACUAUUUCUCCUAUGAUGCUUCACAGGCUGUCAGUGCUGUUCAAGUGCCAUUCGUCCAAGUAAACAUCAAAUCCUACUUAAAAGAGCCUAGUCUUUGCUGUAUUAAUAAGGUCUGUGGCAGCUUGACCAGUAGUGUUUGCCUUUCUAUCCCAGCGGGCGCUGAAAAACAAAGAUGCACAUUUUGUUUGUUCUGGGAACUACUCCAUGUGUUGGUAGUACUCACUUAGUCUGAGGAGAGAUCCAGUGCCCCUCUUUUACACCUUUUAAUGUUUCUCCAUUAUUGCCCAUAACAGCUUCCACUGGAUUUACCGCCACAUAACUCCCAUAAACAUAGUUAUACCAUAAUUACUUCAAAUUGCAAUGCUGCUAUAAGAUGAUGAAACACUAUAGUAGUAAAAAAUCUUUUUUCUUGUGUUAGAAUGAAAAUAA
Molecule: messenger RNA, 3778 nt
Organism: Toxotes jaculatrix (banded archerfish)
Lineage: Eukaryota; Metazoa; Chordata; Actinopteri; Toxotidae
Gene: fancb
Product: FA complementation group B
Exons: 8
Coding region: 187-2721 (844 amino acids)
Biological process (GO): positive regulation of double-strand break repair via homologous recombination; interstrand cross-link repair; replication-born double-strand break repair via sister chromatid exchange
Cellular component (GO): Fanconi anaemia nuclear complex
Source: RefSeq, a predicted model, not a curated record